UACGAAAAUAAAAAUCUAUCGAUCGAUCAAGCGUGUCUUAGAAUCUCAAAGUUUAGAAAACCUAAUGGAUCAUCGGGAGGCGGAGAAGCAGAUAGUGACUGUGGCCGAAGCAGCGGCAAAGAUCGAUCCUUGUCAUCUUAUGGAUCACCUCGUCAAAGCACUGAGAGAGGUUUGGCGUCCGAAGGAGCGGUUAUCGAGGUAUACCGAUUACUUCGCAGAGGCACUCUCGGGAGUAUCGUUCCCAUGGGUGAAGAUGUUCAAGGACGCUCCUUUGUCCACUCUCAUCGAUGUUCCCUUGUCUCAUAUUCCUCAAUCUGUCUACCGAACAGCACUCAACUGGCUCGAGCUGCCUCCAGUUAAACUUGAGGAUUUCUCUGCCUUUGUACUGCGUGCCUUUGAUCUGAUCCUCGUUGAUUUGGAAGCACAACAAGGAGGUGGUGACGACUCCAAAUCUCAGGUGGGAAUGUUUGUUGCGUUAGCCAUCGUUCUGCGUUCUAAACCUCAGGCUUUGACUACUGUCUUGCCCAUUCUGAGAGAGAAUCCCAAGUACCAGGGACAGGACAAGCUUCCCGUUACUGUUUGGAUGAUGGCUCAGGCCUCCCCAGGUGAUCUAUGCCUUGGCUUGUAUUCAUGGGCACAUAACUUGCUACCCCUAGUCAGCGUCAGUAGUAAGAAGCGUUGCUGUAUCCCUCAAUCUAUGGAUCUCGUCCUUCAAUUCGUUGAGGAGAUUCUGUCGCGUCCAAGGGCUCGGACCAUACUUGUAGAUGGAGCUCUUAGGGAGCGAGACCCGCUGAUUCCAGUUUCUUCAUUUGAGAUCUUGUUGCGUCUCACCUUCCCCGCUCCAUCUGCUAGAGUAAAGUCUACAGAAAGGGUUGAGGCUAUAUAUCCCUUGCUGAAGGACGUGACUCUUUCACCAUUUAUGCCAGGAGAAAGCAACGCCGUGAAGCACAUGUUCACUUUUUCCUUGAGAUCAGCCAGGAGAGGUAUUGUUACAGGAAACCCUGUUUUAGCCGAGGAAGCCACAUCGAUCGCUAUCUGGUGUUGUGUGACUGAAAGCGUUGACUGCUUUGAGCACUGGGACAUUCUCUAUAGGGAGAAUCUAGAAGCUAGUGUUGCUCUUCUUAAAAGGCUGCUAGGCCAAAGGAGGGUUUUCCUCAGGCUAUCAACAUCACCAAGCGAUUCUCUCACUGUCAAUCAAACUAUGGAGAGCUUCAGGCGUAAGAACAAAAGAGCCAUCGCUGAAGGAGGAGCCAAUUGUUCUCUUUACAGAGAAGCUGACAAGUACUGCACACUGAUCUCCAAGAGUCUCUCCCGUGGAAGUGGCGGCUUCAAAUUGACACCUAUUACUGCUGUGGUUCUAGCCGCUGCCGGAGCCGCUGCCGGAGCUGCUGCUGCACUUGUUGUAUUAGCUUAAUUAAAACAUAUUAACUUAUGAUUCCCGUAGAUGUGGUCAAUAGCUUUUACAGAGAAACUUAGAACAUCUAGAUUAUUA
This is a messenger RNA of Brassica oleracea var. oleracea, 1492 nucleotides long. RefSeq lists its product as uncharacterized. NCBI's taxonomy places the organism in Eukaryota, Viridiplantae, Streptophyta, Magnoliopsida, Brassicales, Brassicaceae. Gene Ontology annotation, cellular component: endoplasmic reticulum; Golgi apparatus. The record is from RefSeq and is a predicted model, not a curated record. The coding region runs from base 65 to 1414 and encodes 449 amino acids. The transcript has 5 exons.